Messenger RNA from Peronospora matthiolae, 741 nucleotides. The record is from the annotation of a GenBank genome assembly. NCBI's taxonomy places the organism in Eukaryota, Oomycota, Peronosporomycetes, Peronosporales, Peronosporaceae.
AUGCGCGGUGAGAUCGACUGCAAGGCACCGGGCCUUCAGCUUCUGAGACACAAAGCGUUGGAGGAGCUGCGGUCAUGGCCUAGUCACGAGUUUCUGCAUGUGAAGCGAGAGUGGAAUCAGAGCGCAGAUCGACUAGCCAGCACAGCAUUGCAGAGCGAAAAGGGAAGAACGGUUGUAGCUGAAGAGGAUCGGCAAGAUCUGAUGACUCUGAACCGUCUCGAUGAAUUGUUGAAGCCCAAGCAAGAUGGUCAGCUGGCUCGGGUAACUGCGAUCACGAGAUCAGCCAGGAGGAUACGUCAUGAACCUGAAGUGAUACAGGAGGAGAUAGUACAGAGGAUCAGGAUUCAACGAAUUGUCCAAGCUCAAGAUGAAGAGCGUUGGAUUGUCAAUCUCAAGACAUAUCUAAGUGGCGAUGUAUCAAACUUGGAUGCGGUAGAAGUGAAGAUGUGCGCCAAACUGGCGCCGGAUUACGAGAUCGAUGAGAACAAUCUGCUAUUUUUUUGCCCCAUGGCGAAAAGAGAGUCAGAAGAUCGCGAUGGUUUGAUGCGGUUGGUGAUCCCUGAGACGUUGCAGCAGGAUUUUUGCAUCACUAUCACACGAGUCUGGAAGGAGGCCAUCAGGGUAUUGGCCGAACCUAUCAGAGGAUCAGAUCGCGAUUUCAUUGGAGAGGACUGUAUCGGAGCGUUCAACGAUAUGUGGGCGAAUGUACCGACUGUGAGACCGGGAAAGGAAACCCGAUGA